AAGCUCCCCGCGCUGGCCGCCAAGCUCAGGCUCCCUGUUGGGUAGACUGAGACGUGCAAGUGUGAGUAGUGUCCGCCACCCGGAUGGCGAGGGAUCUCAUCGGACCCGCGCUACCGCCGGGUUUCAAGACCCGCGGGACAGCGGAGGACGAGGAGCGAGACCCAAGCCCAGUUGCAGGACCAGCUCUGCCCCCUAAUUAUAAACGCAGUAGUUCAGAGUCAUCAGACAGCGAUGAAGACAGUAGUUCUUUGUAUGAAGAAGGAAAUCAAGAAUCUGAAGAAGAUGACAAUGGUCCAACUGCAAGAAAACAGAGGAAAAAUGAGGAUAAUGGUGAUGAUGACGACGAAGGGUUUUUUGGACCAGCCCUUCCUCCUGGAUUUAAGAAGCAGGAUGAUUCUCCUCCAAGGCCUAUAAUAGGACCUGCAUUGCCACCUGGAUUUAUUAAAUCUACACAAAAAAGUGACAAAGGCAGAGAUGAUCGAGGACAAGAAGAAUCAUAUUUCAACUCUGAGGAAACAGAGAGCAGUGAAGAUGAGGACAUUGUUGGACCAAUGCCUGCAAAAGGACCAGUUAACUAUAGUGUAACAACAGAGUUUGAAAAAAGGGCCCAGAGAAUGAAAGAAAAACUAACUAAAGGAAAUGAUGAUUCAUCUAAACCAAUUUCAAGAGAAUCGUGGAUGACUGAGCUUCCUCCGGAAAUGAAAGACUUUGGUCUUGGGCCUAGAGCUUUUAAGAGAAGAGCCGAUGACAAAUCUGGAGAUCGAUCAGUCUGGACUGAUACUCCAGCUGACAGGGAAAGGAAAGCUAAGGAGACACAGGAAACAAGGAAAUCAUUUAAUAAGAAGGAUGAAGAAUAUAUGUUGUCAGGAAGGGAAAAGAGAUUGGCUGAGCAGGUAUCCUCAUACAAUGAAUCAAAAAGAUCAGAAUCUCUUAUGGACAUUCAUCAUAAAAAAUUAAAGAAUAAGAAUGCUGAAGAUAAAAGUAAACCCCAAGAAAGAAUACCAUUUGACCGUGAUAAAGAUCUCAAAGUUAAUCGGUUUGAUGAAGCACAGAAAAAAGCCCUCAUAAAGAAAUCUAGAGAACUAAACAGCAGAUUUUCACAUGGCAAAGGCAAUAUGUUCUUAUAAGGGGAUUUCCCUGUGCAGUGAAGAAAAGUUGAAGCAUACUCUUAUCUGUCCAACUUUAUUCCUUUGUUUUGAGUUUAAGAUACAAAUUACUUUGGUCUUAAAAACCAAACUUACCUUUGUACCUUCUUUAAAGUCAUGUGGAAAAUAUAAAAUCAAUGUCCCUUUGUAGAAUAGAAUAUUUUACGUCUUUGGCUUCUGAGGAAGCAUGGGCUUUUCUUCAAAUAAUUAUUUUGAGGAUCCUCCCCACCUCUAAUUUUCGUAGUGUCUCAUAAUUACCCUUGAAGAUCCUGUCAGGACUAUCCACUGAAGCUUACUAACCUGCCUGAAUAAGUUUGUCAGGUCCUUGCAGUAAAUCUAUGAAUUUGAAUGGUUGGUUUCUCCCUCUAAACUGCAGGCAGUGAAUACACAUUUACUUGAAAAAAGGGAAUUUUGUCUACUCUGUUAUCAGUGUGUUUGUUUUGGCACUCAGGGUUUUGAUUUAUUGUUUGGUUUGUUUGUUUUUAAGUCAGAAAGAGGCAUCUUUGUGUUAUCUCACAGGCAAAGGAAAAACUUAAUUUUUUCAACCUUAAUAAGUAUUUCUAGGGCUGGCAAUCUGAAGGAUAAGAUAUGCCAUUAACCAUUAACUGUGGAGUCUAAGACUCAGUUCCUAUGAUCUCAGCCAAAGCUUUCAAAGUCUUUAAACUUUGCUUUGGGAUAAUAUCACUUUACUGAUUUAUAUUUAACAGUUUUUAGCUAAUUUAUUGGAGACAAAUUUUUUAUAGCAAUCAUGAAUAGCCUUUCUUAAAAAUUCAACCUCAUAGUUCCUGAAUACACAAAUGUAAAUAGAAACUGUAAUCAUAGUCAAAGAUAGAAUAAGUUUGUAAUGCAUUAAGCUCUCCCUCUUAAUAUGUAAAACAGAGAAUUCUAAAUAGUUAAAUCUUAAAUUCUGUAAGUUAUAUUUUCUUACAGAUCAGUCUCAAUCGUUCUGCUAGUUUUGUGUCCUGAUAUUGAUGAAGCACAAGAUUUUAACAAAAAACAUUCUGAGUCCUCGUUCUUUUAAGAUAUAUGAAAAUUGAGUAAACUGUCUAGUUAAAUUAUGGUACAAAUUAUUCUUCUAAUCAUAGCAGUACAAUGAUAUUUUCUAUAACAUAAGUGUAAACAGUAGCCUACUCAAGGAGUGGUACUGGUAAAAUGAUGAAUAAUCCUAAGUAAAUUGAAAAAGGCUCUUUGUGUAAGCAGAAUUGAACUUUUUCUAUUCUAAAGAUUUCAUUUUAACUAAAGUUGUCAUUUCUACUGGGUAAUAAAUUUUGAGCACAAAAUUUUGUACAAGAGAGCAUUGAUUGCUUUCGCUUUAUUUUGUUAUAUUUUUUCCCCUGUGAAAGGAAAAAAUGUUUUCUGCUUUCUCAUCCUUAUGUAAGUUCCUAAAAUAUAGGUUGGGGAAAUUUGAUAUUUUUUAAAGUCUUUUUGGAUACUAACUUUUGCUUUGCUUUUCUCAUCUCGAUUGGGUAAGGAUAUUUCUCUAUUACUCUUUGGGGUUUUUUUUUUUUUUUUUAUGUUUGGCUUUUUGUAUGGAAGAACUGGGGUAUACACAAGAGGUGCUGGGGGUGAGAGGAUUCACCAGAGACAGUGGGGAGCAGAACAGGUGGAUUUACUGAAAUACACUGCUCAGGGGAGACAAGAAAGGUCUGCUGGGACAUAUAUGGGUUAGCUCCCUGCCUGGGGAUCCAACUCAGGCCGUAGCAGUGAUAGUGCUGAGACUUAACCCCUAGGCCACCAGGGAGGCCCUGUGUUACUUUUUCCCCUUGCCCUUGGAACGUACAUAACCUUAGCAAAAAAAAAAAAAAAAAAAAAAAAAAAGGGAAAAGCCUCUCUGCCUAAUACUUUCCAGAAAUUACCACCUUACUUACACCUCAGAUCUAGAGCUUUUUUUUUUCCCCCAAAGACAAUUUUAACAAAAUAUCAGGCAGACCAAAAGUUUUUUAACCUGUGGAGACAAAAAAAGUCCAAUAUAACAACACUGACAGUUAAAAAACAAAGUAACUGUUUGCACAGAAUGGAAAGAUAGUCUUCAUCCCCUCAUCUCUUCCAAAGCUGCAGAAGUCCUACUUAAGCAAGUCUUCAUCUGUCAGAAAAUUGGGAUUAUUAACAUUUUCUAGUAAGACCUUUUUAAUUUCCCAUUCUUGGCCAAGAUCUAUAGAACUGUGAUCUCUCUUGUAAUUUAAAAAUGAAGAAGAAAAAGGAACAAUACAAAAUUCAAAAACGAAGCAGGUACUUUAACCGCCUUUACUAUUGAAGGUGACAUUGAAGUUUAUUAUACCUAAAAUUAUACGACUUUAUCCAACUCUUAUUUAGAUGCUUCAGAUUGUAACGACAUUACUGGUAAAUAAGUGGUGACUUUAUCAAGUCAAGAAUAUGCAGGUGUGAUGAGAAGAGGAUAAAAACUGACAGGUGAUUGUUAUAAACUGUUUUAUCAGAUAAGUCCUUCUUGUACUAGGCAAGACACUAUAAAUUAAGCCCUGCUCUCAACAAAAAGGAAAUGGGGGGGCGGGGUGGGGUGGGAAUCACUAAGAAUGUUUACUCUUAUUUGAAUGUAGCAUACAUUUUAUACUUGACCAUUUCAUGGUUUUUUGAAAUAUUUUUUUUAGAAGUGCAGUUGAAAUUUACUUAUUAUUGAGGCUUACAUGCUCCAGAAUAUAUUCAGUUAUUAUAUAAAUUUGAUCUCAAAACAUGGCACUUUGUUUCUUAAAUAGGAUAGAUGUUAAUAUUAUUACUCAGAAGUGUAUGAUUGUGGGAGACAGCUUUUAAAAUAUUUACAAGAGCCCUGAUCACUUCUUUUUUCACUUUUGCCAAAGUAAUGAUAGGUAUUAUUAGAAAAAGAAUUUUCUGUUGAGUUACACCUAAGAGGAAGAGUUAACAUGAAGGGAAGUGAUUUGAAAUAAUAUCCAUGGAACAUGAAAGCCAGGCCUUCUAAUUCAGAAUAUUAUUUGAUGCCAUUGUGAGAUUUUAUUUGAGUCUGUAGUUACUAAAGAUCAUGCAUUUCCUAUUACAGGACUGGUAUAUUUUUUGCAGCUGAAAAAAUUAUUUAACUGUGGCUAUAGUAUAUACAGAAUUAAAAAGCUACACAGUGCCCCUUUCAAACUUUUCAUUUUGAAAUUUACAGUUAAAAAUCUGCUUUUAGAAAAGAAUUCCUGAGGUGUAAUUUUUUAUGUAUAAAUAAAGUGUCCUCUGUAUCUGAGAAGUUGUGG
Messenger RNA from Talpa occidentalis (Iberian mole), 4351 nucleotides. It is a transcript of the gene GPALPP1, whose product is annotated as GPALPP motifs containing 1. The record is from RefSeq and is a predicted model, not a curated record. Bases 84 to 1127 code for a protein of 347 amino acids. The transcript has 9 exons. Lineage: Eukaryota; Metazoa; Chordata; Mammalia; Eulipotyphla; Talpidae.